This is a messenger RNA of Gossypium raimondii (Peruvian cotton), 2347 nucleotides long. RefSeq lists its product as uncharacterized. Bases 298 to 2118 code for a protein of 606 amino acids. Lineage: Eukaryota; Viridiplantae; Streptophyta; Magnoliopsida; Malvales; Malvaceae. The record is from RefSeq and is a predicted model, not a curated record. The transcript is spliced from 9 exons.
GACAAAAAGGAAACUCGCAUUCACUCGCCCAAAGCGCUCGCUGAAAAGAAAAGGAAAAUAAAAAAAAAACGCAAAAAUUUCUCACUAAAAAAGAAAAAUCCUUUACCUUAUUCUCGAAGUUUCUCUCUCUCAUUUCGUUAACUCGCUUUAUCAACUCAGUUUUAACGCAUCUAACUCGCUACAAAUUUGCCACGUUCAGUCCUUUUCUUGUUUGUCGUUUGGAGGGGGGCUGAGUCAACUCGGUCAGCAAUCACAGUCCUAUGUUUUUGUUUUUAAGCUGCAUGUCUUGGAUUUUCCAUGGAAAAAGUGGUUGAAGCUGAGGGGAGUGAUGAAGGGAAAUUUGAAGAGACUGGCCUUGAGACAAGUAACUUUGUUUUAUCUUCACCAAAGAAUGUUACAGAUCCAGUUGUUUACAAGCUUGUCCGGGUUGAUGGGAAUGGAAGAUUAGUGCCUGCGACAGAUGAUGAACUCAUGGAGGUUGAGGGUUUGCUUGAAAAUGAGAAGCGUGAGACCCAUAUUGUUGCAGACACUGGGCAGGCUUUAGGGUGCAUUUCUAAUGAAGUGUCACCCUCUGGCAUGCCUCAACUAGAAAGCUCAGAAGGUUUGUCACAAUCUGAGAACACAGAAGCUGAUACCGAGAAGUUAAGUGCAUACCUUGAGGAAACUGUUCCUUCUGGUGCUAAAAGCUCGAGUGAUGAUCAUGUUACUCAAUCUGGGAGAGUUGGGGAGUGCUUAAAGCCUCUGGAUGGGCCGCUAGAAGGUGGAUCAUCAACUUCUACAGGUUGUAUUAGUUCAAAACCUGAUUUUUCCAAGUUGAAGGGCGAAAUAUGCUUGGAUAAUUUAUCAAUUAAAGAACUUCAUGAGGUUUUUAAGGCAACAUUUGGGCGAGACACUACUGUUAAGGACAAGCUGUGGCUUAAAAGGAGGAUUGCUAUGGGAUUGACCAAUUCCUGUGAUGUUUCUGCUACAACUUUUGUAAUUAAAGACAACAAAUUGGUGAAAAAGGAUAAUGAAGAUGGUUUUAACAAUGUGAAUCUUGGUGCUGGGAAAGAACACCUGGCAGUUGCAGUUGAAUACAAUGAGGACUUGCUCAAUAACCUUAGCAGUCAAAUUGAUGAACAUCAAACUACUUCGGAGGUGAGAUUGGGAAAUAAUGUUGUGGAAAACAAUUUUGCAAGUGAAGAUCUUGCUGCAGAUCAGAGAGCUGCAAAGAGAGUUCGGAAGCCAACAAAGCGGUAUAUUGAAGAACUUUCGGAAGCAGAGUCCAAAGAGUACAGUGGCAGGUCAAUUGCUUCAACUAAAAGCAUUGGGUUUAGACCCCUGUCUUCAAAAGCUCAUGCUAGGCCUGCUAGAAAUGUGUCCUUGGAAGGGAGAACUGUUAUCACGAGGUUGGAUUCCCUUGGAGGAUUUGGGAUUCAGGUUCCAUGUGUUUAUCGGAUUCGAAGAAGCCGACCAAGGAAGAAUGUCACAGCACUUUUGAAAUUCCAUCCCAGUGGCAUGGGCAUGACAGCUACGUUUAUAAAGAAGGGUUUUGAUGUACAUGGCUCUCAAAUGGACAAUGGGAGUAUGAACAAAGUUUUGGAAGCCAAAUCUACUCCUGAGCAAGCUCCGGAACAGUUUGUAGCUGAAUCGAAGAAAGAGACGACACCAACUGAUAUGGGGCAGAAUAUGGGAUUAAAAUAUGUAGAUCCAUCUGGAGAUACUUCAGAUGAUAAUGUUGUUACAGUGCCAACAGCAAAAGGUGGAAUUAGAAGGAAACAUCAUCGAGCUUGGACUCUCUCUGAGGUUAUGAAGCUAGUUGAGGGUGUGUCCAAGUAUGGAGCUGGCCGAUGGUCUGAGAUUAAAAGGCUUGCCUUUGCAUCCUAUUCGUAUAGAACUUCUGUUGAUCUCAAGGACAAAUGGCGGAAUCUGCUGAAAGCUAGCUUUGCCCAGACACCUACGGACAAAGGGGCAAAUUCGCGGAAGCAUCCUUCGAUGCCGAUUCCGGCAUCAAUUUUGUUACGCGUGAGAGAGCUUGCCGAGAUGCAGGCACAGGCUUCAUUGCCAAAUCUGAGCACGGGGAAGCUGUCGGCAUGUGGUGGCGGAAGUGUAAAUGAAACAAGACCCGGAUACUUGUAACAUUGUAAAUAAUAUAAUAAUAGAUAUUAGUUGUGUCUAAACUAGAAAUAAUAGUCUAAUUGACUGUACUGUCUAGAAGGGAGAGGGAAAAAAAGUGUUGAAUGGUUUGGACCGGAUGGGCAGAUGAGAGAAGUUUGUUUAACAUAAGCUGUGCUAACUAGGAUAUUUCUUCCUUCUUGUUUGAACCAGGAAUGGCCUUUCAAAUACAAACUUGGGACUUGCGACUUAA